Messenger RNA from Lampris incognitus (smalleye Pacific opah), 1768 nucleotides. RefSeq names its product divergent protein kinase domain 1B (gene dipk1b). The transcript has 5 exons. Lineage: Eukaryota; Metazoa; Chordata; Actinopteri; Lampriformes; Lampridae. The record is from RefSeq and is a predicted model, not a curated record. The coding region runs from base 115 to 1416 and encodes 433 amino acids.
GUGCAGCGCUCGGUGGACGGACGCGGACGUUGGUUAUGGCGAGGAUGUGAUUCGAGAAGGACGCGCUUCGUCCAUCCGCCAAUCUCGCUGGACCGCAUCCAGACCGAGUCGCUCAUGAUGUUCAGGGCUCUGCGGAGGCUGGUCCAUCUGGUGGUUUUCUGCCCUUUGUCAAAGGGCCUGCAGAGUCGUCUUCCGGCGAUAAAGGUGAAGUACCUGCUGCUGGCAUGUCUCGGCAUCCUGGUUGCCAGCUGGGUCAUCUACAUGCAGUAUGCGUCCUACUCGGAACUCUGUCGUGGGCACGUCUGCCACAUGGUCAUCUGUGACCACUACAGAAGGGGCAUCAUCUCGGGUUCGUCCUGCAAGGCGCUGUGUGACCAGAGAACCCUCACUCUGCAGCACUGCAUGUCCACCUCCUCCAUUCACCAGGUGUACAGGGGCCUGUGGAGAGACAGGCCGGUGGUGAUCAAGUGUGGCAUCGAGGAGUCGGUAAAGGUUGACGGGGCUCCAGACUCCGUGCUACGGCAGGAGACGAGCUUGUUUGACAAACCCACCCGCGGGACCUCUAUGGACGAGUUUAGGGAGAUGCUGCACGGCUUCCUUAAGUCAAACCUGGGCGAGCAGCCAUCUCUGAGCACGCUGGUGGAGCGUGUCAUCACCCUUGCUGAUGUGAACCAGGAUGGCAAGGUAUCGCUGGCGGAAGCUAAGUCUGUCUGGGCCCUGCUUCAGAUAAACGAGUUCCUCCUAAUGGUGGCGCUGCAGGAGAAAGAGCACACCCCGAAGCUGCUGGGCUUCUGUGGCGAUUUAUACGUCACGGAGCGAAUUGGCCACAGCUCCCUCUACCGACUGGAGGUCCCCAGUUACCUGCAGGCCCUGGUCCCCGAGGCUUUGAGCUCCAGCCUGAACCGCUGGCUAGCACCCGCGUGGCCACGUAGAGCGCGCAUCACCAUUGGCCUGCUAGAGUUUGUGGAAGAGGUCUUCCAUGGGUCCUACGGCAGCUUCCUCAUGUGCGACGCCAGUCCGCGCCACGUGGGCUACAAUGCCAAGUAUGACUGUAAGAUGGCCAACCUACGCAGCGUGGCGUCAGAGGCUGUUGUGCGGGGGUUCUUGCGGGGUCGGCACUGCGAGAGCAAUGCAGACUGCACAUACGGUCAUGACUGCACGGCCACUUGUGACCGACUAGUGAAGCAGUGCAACACGGAAGUGGUUCAGCCCAAUCUCGCAAAGGUGUGCGUCCUGCUGCAGGAUUUCCUGCUUUUCGGAGCGCCCUCGGACCUUCGCGGAGACCUGGAGAAGCAGCUGCGCACCUGUGUGACGCUCAGUGGGCUGGCGAGCCAGAUGGAGGUACAUCACUCCCUGGUCCUCAACAACCUCAAGACACUGCUAUGGAAAAAGAUCUCCAAUACACAGUAUUCUUGAGGAGCCCCAACAUCUGGGGAGGGCAGAUGAGUAUCUAAACCUUCAAUGAACGGAUGGAUUUUUUUCAUGAACUGUUGUCCGACCUGAGUGUUUUUUGUUGGUGAUGCUUUUCCAAAUGUAGUGGUUGGCUGUGUCCACGUUGUGUCUCAACAUAACACAACAGUGACUGUGAAUACCAUGAAACUGCGAAUUGACAAAUAUAUAUCCGACGGUUCCCUGGGAACCUCAAAUACUGUUUCGAGUUUGAUUUCCGUUGCUUGAUUUUUGUGACGUGUGGAGUUAGAAAACAACGAGACAGGAGACGUGAGAGUAGACGUAGUCGAGGUAGCUUACUAGCUCCAACUUAGCACGU